This is a messenger RNA of Cylicocyclus nassatus, 4576 nucleotides long. NCBI's taxonomy places the organism in Eukaryota, Metazoa, Nematoda, Chromadorea, Rhabditida, Strongylidae. The record is from the annotation of a GenBank genome assembly.
AUGAGUACGUCAACGAAUUCUGCAUCGAGCAGUACUCAACCAACUGAUCAGCCUAUCGCUCAGAGAGCGGUUAUAUCCACGCCAACAUCUGCCACUGUCACCCCAUCACCUGCCCAAAUUAUAGCCGAGCAAAAGCCUGAUGUGGCGGAUGGCAUGGUGCUUGGAGAGGAAGCCCGUGACUAUUACCCUCCAGUGAAAAAUGAAACCAAUGGUGACAUCAAUAAGCCUCCGGCGCCAGCGCAGUCUGAAGUUGACAGGACAUCCAUAAUAAGCAAUUGCGGCACUGUUGAAGACGACAGCGCCACGGUUAAUCCCAGCCGCGAAAGUACUGCUGAUGACCCGGAUGUGGAGGGUGAAGCCAGCGACACUGAGCAGCCGGGCCCAGCAGAUAUCCGCAAAACUUCUGCUGCUCCGCAGAUAGAUGCGCAGCAACUGCGCUGUGAUCCCGACUUUGCUGUGAUAUGCAGUUUUAUCAACAAGUUUUUCACACUCAUGAGAAUGGAGCCAGUCAGUUUUUCCCAGUUAGAGAAUAUGUUUACAACGCUAGAAGAUGGCAGAGUAUCCAAGGAGCUGGUCGAUCUUCAUCUUAAGCUAUUACGCCGUUCAAUUGUGAAGACUGUCAGUAAUGAUAGUUUUGAAAAGUGCCUACUCAAAUACCUCAGCAGUACUGGUCUGUUGCCAUCAGAGAAACGGCAAUUAGAAACGUACGGCUACGUGCAUAUGUCCAUAUCGAGCAAAUUGAAGAUACUGAGGGCAUUAUGUGAACUGCAGUUAGACCAUAAUUUGCGAUUGAGAGAAAGUAUACCCCCAGCUUUGAGGGCUAUGGAUAUGCGGCACUUAGUAACCGGGGUAGAUAAGGAUGGACUCGCCUAUUACUUUCAAAUAGAUUCAAAGUUUGGACUGCGCUUGUAUACUACGGAACAAGAUGAUGAAAGCGGCACAUCUUGGACUCUAGUGGCUAGUGACAUGACUGAUCUUGAAAGUCUCAUCACAAAGUUGAAGGAGCAAGAUCUAGGUUAUGUGAAGAAUCCGAACGACAAGCGUGAUUUUAAUAAACCAGGUGAAGGUGAUCCCGAGCAUACGCUCACAAAUAUGGUGACUAAAAAGGGUACAUUUGUUGACAUGUUCCUUGACGAUGCGGCAAUCAAGAGAAUGAGAAAGAGAAUGAUCAAAGAGAAGGAAGAACGACGGAACAGACGAAAUGCGAGAAUGGAAAAUCCUCAAGAAACACAUGAGGAAGUGCAUGUUGAGGAGGAAGAAAAGCAUGAAGAGACUGAAGAGGGGGAUCGCAGAGUUUUACCUCGACGAAGUGCGUCGCAGAAAGCACAGUCUAACAUUCGAAAGUAUAUAUCUCCAAAGAAAACGCACGAGAAGAAGCCCAUUAACGAGGCCCAUGAGGAACUUGUCAAAGAGGAAGCCAAGAGGGAUUCUUCAACACCAGCAGUAUCUGACGAUAGCGACGGAUCUGCAGGCACGUCUGAGAACGAAGACGAUGGCUCUGCUAGCAGCGAUGACGAAUUCAAACCAAAAACUUCCAGAAAAUCGACAGGGAAACGUCGAGGUAGAAGAAAGAAAGUAGUGGAUGAUGUAGAUGAUGAGGACGACUCUGGCGAGGAGGAAGAAGAGGUGCGCCGCAGAGUUGAGGGUGAUUUUGCGUGUGGAGCUUGCAAACGAAGUGACAAUGAAGAAAUUUUGUUGCUCUGUGACAAUUGUGACGAUGCUUGGCACACAACGUGUCUGAAACCGCCGCUUUGGUUCGUUCCCGCAGGCAAAUGGUAUUGCCCGAAAUGUGAACAUGGAAUGCUCAUUGAAUGUCUCACCUAUGUCCAGGAAAUGCUUUCGAUCCAACAGAAAAAAGCAGCUGCAGAAGAGAAGAAAAGGAAGGCGGCAGCAGACAGAUUCCGUCGUGAAAUGGAGUACAUAGGCGUCUCCCUCAAUAAUAUCAUUCCAACUACGUUGAAACAAAGUGCCGUGGACAGCUCAAGCUCUUCAUCCAGUGACGAUGGUCAACGUCGUAGUAAGAGGAAAGCCGUAAAAAAAAUUGCACCGAAUGCUCAUCGAUAUGCGCCGUUGCAAGUGCAGACUGUAGCUGAAGGCCGAUCAAGAAGAUCUGUGAAAAAGGUGGACUACAAAUUUUCUGAGUUCGACACAGUGAUCAAAGAAGCUUGUCGACUGAAUGAAUCACCUCCUCCACCAGAAGUCAUGAAUGAAGUUUCUCGACCGCAAGGUGGAGCUGGUCGGGGCAAAGAUAUGGCAAACAUCUUGGAGGCUCAGAAACAACGCGAUGAAGGAACUCCUCGAGCCUCGACAGGUAUUCCUCCUCGUCUCCCCAAACAUCGGCGUAAACUAAAUGAUCUGAAUGUUAACGAGGACUCCGAUUCCGAUUCCGAUGAAUACAAGGCAAAUGAAUCAGAUGAAGAAGAAGCCGACGAAGACGCGCAAUCUUCAUCCGACUAUGUGCCUUCCGAGACUGAGCUUCGAAGAGAGAGAGCUGGAGGUGGUGGAGGACGAAGCCGACUGAAACCCACGCAAAGUGACGAAGAUUUCGUCGUUUCGGGUUCUGACGAUAGCUAUACAGGAACAAGGCGAAGGAAGAAGAGGAAGGGCAAGGAAAAGUCUCGAAAACGAUCAAGAUGGAAUUCGGAUGAUGAUUCCGACGAAGAGGAAGAUGAUGAAGAUACGACCUACUCCGAUGAUUCCGAAGCAAAGAGGAAAAAGAGGAAACAUGUGGAACCGGAAAGUGAUGAAGAGACAAACGACGAAGACGAUGAAGUGCAGAUGGAAGAGGACGAUGAUGAUAGCGAUGCGCCGCGGACGCGUGCUGGAAGACCCCUCCGAAAAGCAGUGGUGAAGUCGAAAGCUGCGCUUCGUGAGGAACUUGAGGACGAAGAAGAUAGCGACGAAGAAGAUGAAGAAACGGAAAAUGGUGAGCCUGUUGCUGAGAAGGAAGCUGUGGAACCCAAGAAAGCCAAGAAAAGAAAAAUCACUUCUGAUUCCGAAUCGGAUGUUUUUGAACCAGAUGAGGAAGCUGAAAACGAUGAAGAUGAGGAAGACGAGGAAGAGGAAGAGGAUCAGGAUAAAAACAUUCAAUCCAGAAGGGCGCCACCAAUUCCGGGCAAAAUGCAAUCUUCAUCUGUUGCCAAAAAACCAGCUAAUGAGCCUCCGCCACAACAAGAAUCGGAUGAGGAGACUGAUAUGGAUUCUGAUAAUGACUUAGAUCUCAAGCCCAAAGCUAAGAAACCACGUAUGGAGGAAAACCCUGAACGAAAACCUGAGGCUGUUACGAGCUCGGCCCCUCUUAAGGACAAUGGUGCUAUCACUAUGGAAUCGAAGCCGAAACCAAUCACUGCUCCAAAAUCUGAUGCUCCCGUGGAUGCAGCAGUUCCAAAAAGUUCAGUGUCAGCUUCUGCAGAAAUGGCCGAUCCAAAAUCCAUCGAGAAGAAGCCCUUGGCUGCGGAAGCAUCUGAGUCGAAGCCUUUGAACGCGAAGACAGCUAAUUCCGAACCAUCCGUUUCGAAGGCAUCCCCCUCUCUGCCUUCUGCUCCUAAAACUGCACCAGAGUCGAAGGAGGAGAAACCGCGUGUUUCACCGCUUUCUUCAAAAGAGGAGAAGCCUAGUGCGUCGCCAAGCCCGUCACUGGCACCAGCUUCUAACCCGUAUGUGUCUGCUACGGUCGUAUCGGAGUCAAAGGUCCUUGCUACCGUAGUCUCAUCGGUGCCUACGAAAGCAGAUACUGUAGGAGUUGAGACCAUGGCUCCAUCGUAUGUGACCAGCGAAAGAACUACCAAUGUAGCGUUGACAACUUUGGUUCCCAAUCCGUAUGCGACUGCGCCACCAAUUCCUCAAAUGCCCUAUGGUCCACCAGCAGCUAUGCCGUUUGUAUCAAAUCCGUAUGCGCCUUAUCCUCCGAACACGACGCCCUUUCCUCCUGGACCACCAGCUAUGGCACCGCCACACAUUGGUUAUAUCCCGGGAGUGGUACCAAAUCCUUACGGACAGCAGCCGAGCAUACCACCGUCGAAGACUGGCAGCCGCGACCUCCGAUCAUUGUGAUGAUCAAGUUCCUAAUAUUGUUUCCGAAAUGCUGUGCACAGUGCUUGUGGCCCGUUUUAUACAACGUGUUUUCCAUGCUAUCACAAUAUUCUACUUCAUACAUAGAGCUAUCAUCUGAUCAAUCUUUUAUGAUGUCGAUUUUUUUUCAAUCUGUGAUACGGUUACUACGACUGUGUGCAUUUAUUCGAUGUAAGCACAGCCAGCUUGAGUAUGUUUGUAUGUUUUAUUCCGUUUUAAGCUUGUAAGCAAUCUUUGUAAUACUUAGUUGCGUGUUCUAACCGCUUUUUAUCGUUGAAGUACAGGCCAAAUGAGCAUAUGAUAUGAUGCCCUUCUCCCACGAAUUCCGGUGUAAACUGGUUUGUUAAUUACAUGAUCCUAGAAGGGAUGAUACUCAAGAUCUGAUACUCACCAUUUUUUGAUUGUAAGUGCAUCUAAUCUGUUCGUACAUUUGAGUGUUUUAUUAAUUUUAUUCUUUUGUAUGAAGUAUUGAUGACUUGUUUGUAAUACAAUCGUUCAUCUUCUC